Humulus lupulus (European hop) is the source of this 1681-nucleotide messenger RNA. RefSeq names its product probable glucan 1,3-beta-glucosidase A. Lineage: Eukaryota; Viridiplantae; Streptophyta; Magnoliopsida; Rosales; Cannabaceae. The record is from RefSeq and is a predicted model, not a curated record. Gene Ontology annotation, molecular function: actin filament binding; hydrolase activity, hydrolyzing O-glycosyl compounds. Gene Ontology annotation, biological process: actin filament bundle assembly; cell migration; establishment or maintenance of cell polarity. The transcript is spliced from 8 exons. Gene Ontology annotation, cellular component: cytoplasm; actin cytoskeleton. Bases 20 to 1534 code for a protein of 504 amino acids.
AAAAAAAUAGAGUAGCAAAAUGGGCAAGUCUAUUUUUUUUAACCUUGUAUUGAGCUUCCUCUUUCUCUGUUGUUAUUUCUCUCUAACCCCUGCCCAAAAUGCAAUUCAAUUGCCAUUAAAGGCUGUAAAUCUAGGAAAUUGGCUUGUUAUAGAGGGGUGGAUGAAACGUUCUCUCUUUGAUGACAUACCCAACAAAGAUCUUUUGGAUGGAACUCAAGUGCAAUUUAAGUCUACAAAGCUGCAAAAGUAUCUCUGCUCAGAAAAUGGGGGAGGAACCACUGUUGUUGCUAACCGAGACUCUGCUUCUGGUUGGGAAACAUUUCGUCUGUGGAGAAACGACGAGUCGUCUUUCAAUUUCAGAGUGUUUAACAAGCAGUUUAUGGGAUUGGAGAAUCAAGGCCAAGGAAACACACUUGUAGCAGUCUCAAACGACCCCGGUCAUUCUGAAACUUUUCAGCUUAUAAGGAAUGAAGGUGAUCCUAAUCGAGUGCGCAUAAGAACAUCCAAUGGUUUAUUCCUCCAGGCACAACCAGAUAGCCCGGUGACAGCAGAUUAUGAAGGGUCAAGCUGGGAUGACAGUGAUCCAUCAGUUUUUGAGAUGACAAUCGUAUCUGGGAUCCAAGGUGAAUACCAAAUAUCAAAUGGGUAUGGCCCAGAAAGAGCUUCUCAAGUAUUACAGGAUCAUAGGAGUACAUACAUCACGGAAGAUGAUUUUAGAUUCAUGUCAUCCAACGGUUUAAAUGCUGUGAGGGUUCCAGUUGGAUGGUGGAUAGCCCAUGAUCCAACACCACCACAACCCUUUGUUGGUGGCUCAUUGAAAGCUUUGGAUAACGCUUUUCAAUGGGCACAGAAUUAUGGGAUGAAAGUCAUCAUUGAUCUUCAUGCAGUGCAAGGCUCACAAAAUGGAAACGAACACAGCGGAACUAGAGAUGGAUUUCAAGAAUGGGGAGAUGCCUACAUACAAGACACAGCUUCAGUCAUAGACUUUUUAGCAGCAAGAUAUGCUGAUAAUCCGAAUCUAGCAGCAAUCGGGUUGAUGAACGAGCCAAUGUCACCGGGUGUGACACUGGACACCCUGAUUAGAUAUUACCAAUUAGGAUACAACGCAGUGCGAAAGCACACACCGAGUGCGUACGUGAUUUUGUCAAAUCGUUUGGGACCCGCCGACUCAAAGGAGCUGCUAUCGUUUGCUGGAGGCCUUAGCAAUGUAGCGAUCGAUGUACAUUACUACAACCUAUAUUCUGACUCAUUUAGAACCAUGAAUGUUCAACAAAACAUCGAUUUCGUCUACAACCAAAGGUCUUCUGAUCUCCGCGCUGUCACUACCACCAAUGGCCCGCUUUCUUUUGUUGGGGAAUGGUGUGGUGAAUUUGCAAUGCAAGGAGCGUCAAAGGAAGACUACCAAAGAUUUGGGAAAGCUCAACUAGAUGUAUAUGGACGUGCCACCUUCGGAUGGGCUUAUUGGGCUUACAAGUGUGAUUCUAACUAUUGGAGUCUCAAGUGGAUGAUCGAGAAUAACUAUAUAAAGCUGUAGAGAUAAAUGUGAUUUAUAGUUUAUUAUAUCUCUUAUAAUGUAUGGUUAGACUAUGAAUAAUACUUGAAAUCUGGUGUAGGCUUAAGCCCGAAUUCUGAUCUAACCGUAUCUGCAAUCUAAGGAUUUUACUAUUAUUAUAGUUGUCAA